Molecule: messenger RNA, 1407 nt
Organism: Musca domestica (house fly)
Lineage: Eukaryota; Metazoa; Arthropoda; Insecta; Diptera; Muscidae
Product: dynein regulatory complex subunit 2
Exons: 6
Coding region: 1-1407 (468 amino acids)
Source: RefSeq, a predicted model, not a curated record
AUGGCCACAUCCAAGCCCUCGGUGACUUAUGUGGACUACAUAACCGAUGAAGAAUCUCCACCGCCAGAAACACCCAAAAAGAAACGCCUCACCAAGGCCGAGAAAAGGGAACGGAAAAUGAAGGCCGAAAUUGAGUUCCGCAAAAUGGAAAUGUAUGACAACUUGAGACGCGAAUUGGCAUUGGCCAAACAAAGUUCGUUGCGUGGUCAGGAGGAAUGGACGGACAUGUGUAGGCAAAUCAAAUUGGUGCAAAUGCAAGAGGAGUUGCAGUCCUGGGAAGCUAAAACCAAUCGGGUCCUAACCCAAAAGGAUGAUAAAAUUGCCUUAAUUCUUGAGGAAAUCAGGGAAACGGAGGAGAUGCACAAACGCAACUUUGGAAUGCAAUUGAAGAUUAUGGACUAUUUGAGUGACAUUUUUAAGGUAUUUCAAAAUGUCGCCAAACUCCACUACGAAGACCAGGCAGUCGAAGUACUCCUCGACUUUUACAAUGAAACCGAAGAAAAGAAGCAAAUUGAGGACAGCUACCAGCGAAACUGUGAAAAUAUUAUGCAUGCCACAAAUCUCGUAACUGCCGAAACCCUACGCGAAGAUUUCGAAAUUUACCUCGACAAACGAAAUGACCAGGUCAAUACGGAAAUUGAAAAGCGCUAUAUCCUACGUGAUGCCACUGCAAAGAAAAUGCAAAAGUUACACAAACAAUUAUUGCAAUUUUUGGAUACGAUACGAAAUGCCUCACUGGAUCCGCAUAAGGAUGAAAGGGUCAGAACGUUAGUGGAACGCCAGAGAACAUUUGUGGUGGAAUCGAAAAAAUUGAAUGAUACGGAAAGGAAGUUUGGACGCCAACAUGAAGAUUUGCGGGACGAAAUUGUGAAUGAAGAAGCGGAAGCUCAGCAAAUUGAAGAGAGAAUGCAGCGGAACGCUUCGGAUAUGCAUGAUAAGUUGAAAAUUGUAACCAGCGAGUGUUAUGGGAUUUCAAAGGACUAUCAGAAACUGCAAAAAUAUGGCGAUCUCUUACUCUCCCUUGCAGCAAAUUGUCGCAAACUUCAAACCGAAUCGGAAAAAGUAGUUCCCUGGGGAGACUUUCGUGAAAUGGAAUCCGCAGAUAUACCACAGGAAGAUUUCGUACUUCAAACCAUCGAUCUUCAAUCCCAUGUAGAUUUAAAUGAAGAUGAGUUGAAAAGACAAAUUGAACUGAUGCAAAAUUUUUGGCAGCGCCAAUCGAUUGCCGAGGCUCAGGCCAUCAUAUUGGAAAAACGGAAACAAGAACUGCUCCAGGAGAAUCAAAUUUAUAUCGAAAAAAUCAAAUCCCUUAGUAAAACAGAUAAUGUUGAGGAUUUGCGUAAGGCUUUACAUGUUCAAUGUGUGCUGGAGGAAGAACCUCAAUGUCCUGGUUUCAAGAAAUCUUAG